CGGCCACACGCCCCCGCCAUUCUGCUCAAGACUCGCCUCGCCUCGUCUUCUUCUACGGCGGCGGCGGCUACUGGUUGCUCCCUCCGCCGGCGCAGUCUCCGUAUAGCAGUCCCCCCUUCCUCCCCAGGGAAGCAAGAGAUGAGGGAGGUGGUGACGGUGCAGGUCGGCGGCUUCGCGAACUUCGUCGGCUCCCACUUCUGGAACUUCCAGGAUGAGCUCCUCGGGCUCGCCGACGACCCCGCCGCCGACGCCGCCUUCAGGGCCGCGCCGCUCGACAUGGACGCCCUGUACCGCGCCGGCGAGACGCUCCAGGGCGUCUCCACCUACUGCCCCCGUUUGGUCUCCGUUGGGUCUCGAGGGUCUCUUGGUUCGUUAAGUUCCUCUGGUACUUCAGGCCUGAGUAGUGCUGCUGCGCAAGAGCUCAAAGUUCCUACAUGGUCUGGAAAUGUAACAAGGUCGGUGGCAAAACCUCAUGGGCGAAAUUUGUUUCUGGAAAGCUUAGCUGAAGGAGAGCAGAAACCAAGCACUGGCGAUGGUGCUGGGAACGACUCCCAGAAAAGUGUUGAAGAUAAGGAGCUGGUCGAAUGCCUAGAGAAUGGUGUUAACUUUUGGACGGAUUACACGAAGGUUCAGUAUCACCCCCAGAGCUUGUAUGAGUUGAAUGGGUCAUGGACCAACUUCGACAAGUUUGACCACUAUGGAACUGCAAGGGAGGUUGUUUCAGAGUGGUCCCAAAUGGAGGAAAUGAAUGAGAGGCUAAGAUUCUUUGUUGAAGAAUGUGAUCAUAUUCAGGGUAUCCAGUUCAUUUUGGACGAUUCAGGAGGUUUUUCCAGUGUUGCUGCACAUUAUUUGGAAAACAUUGCUGAUGAUUACACAAACACACCUGUAUUGCUUUAUUGUGUGAGGGAUCCUGUUACCCAUGGACCACCCAGGACUCAAAGGGAGUCCAUGACGAGAUCCUUGCAUGACGCUGUAUCAUUUUCGAAGCUUUCGUCCUUUUGCAAUCUGAUGGUUCCAAUAGGACUACCUUCUCUUAGUCAAAGUUACUUCUCACCCUUCCUUUCUAUACAAGAUGUGAAACCGUUCCACUCCAGUGCCGUUUCUGCUGCAGCAAUACAUUCAGUAACUGUGCCAUUUAGACUACAAAACGCUGGCCCGGCUUCAAACUUUGCACAUUCAUCUGGUAAUAUUGAUAUCGGUGAACUUGUGCACAUAAUAUCUGGUCAAGGUUGGCAGAACAUGGUUACUGCUCUGGAUGUAGCAAUGCCGGCCCCUUCUUUGACAGAUGGAAAUGGUCUGUGGAACAUAAAGAGCCUGCACUCCCUGACCCCUGAAAUCAGCGAUGAAGAUGAAGAUCCUUACUCUGUUGAAUCAUUGGUGGUUCAUGGAGUUAUGCUUGCAGGUGGGCAAAGGGCUUCAAUAUCACAAGUGAAGGACUCUGUAUGCUCAGCUUACGAAGGCAGAUCUACAAAACCAAAGUUCUCCCAUCUCUCGGUAUCACCCUGCCCACUCGCGAUCCCCCUCCCAUUCCCAUCGAUCUUCAGGAGCAACAUAGGGCGGCACGGCGAGAUCCUCAGUAACCACUCAGAAAGAACCCAGCUACCCAAGGGCUCACUCGACGUCGAGUCCGUACCAAUGGCAGCACGCCUAAGAUCGAGCAACGCGAUCCUGCCCUUCAUUGAGAGGCGGUCGCUGAGCCUCCAGAAGCUUGGGGUAGCCAGGGGCACGCUGGGAUCCCAGGCGCUCCGUGACUGGGGCUUCGGGAAAGAAGAGAUCGAGGACAUGAGCGAGCACCUGUCGAAGAUGGUCCGCAUGUUCCACCCUGAGGACGGGCUCACAUCAGACUCUGACUAGACUGCACUGAUCCUCUAGCGAGGUUACCCAGUCUCGCGUUUUUUUCUUAUAUGGGAUAACACGGGAGAGCUGUUUCAAGAUGUCACUCUUGUGUUCAUGUGUGUUCAAUGGGGGUGUUGGUGCAGCUGGGUGGAUGUGCUGUGAUGUAUGUGAUGUAUGUAUGCGUAUGUACCUGCAAUUAAUACUUGUAAUGGUUACGGAAAAUAUAUCGCGUAUUUCGUUUCCCUUGACGAAGCAUUCUA
Molecule: messenger RNA, 2096 nt
Organism: Brachypodium distachyon (stiff brome)
Lineage: Eukaryota; Viridiplantae; Streptophyta; Magnoliopsida; Poales; Poaceae
Product: protein misato homolog 1
Exons: 9
Coding region: 139-1854 (571 amino acids)
Cellular component (GO): cytoplasm
Source: RefSeq, a predicted model, not a curated record